CAUACACUCAUCCUCGCUACUCUCAGUCUCAGGUGUGCAUAAAAGCAGCUGCAGCAUCCCAGCCCUCCUAAGUCCACGGAGUAACUGCAAACAUGCUGAGAUUCGUCCUGCUGAUCGUCCUCGCCAGCCUCGUGCUGGCUGAGAUGCCCCAGAUUGUGCCCAGGUACCUGGAGGAUGGUGCUGAGGAGAGGGUGGUGGGUGGUGAGGUGGCCCAUCGCGGCUCCUGGCCCUGGCAGAUCUCUCUCCAGUACAAGUCUGGAAACGGCUACAGGCACACCUGUGGAGGCACUCUGGUCCAAAGGGGUUGGGUGAUGACCGCUGCCCAUUGUGUGGACACCCCAAGAACCUGGCGCGUUGUGCUCGGAGACAACGACUUCAACACAAAUGCCGGCACAGAGCAGGUCCGUGAGGUCAGCGAAGUGUUCAUCCACUCCAACUGGGACUCCAGCAAUGUUGCCGCUGGGUAUGACAUUGCCCUGCUGCGUCUGUCUAAGGAUGCCACCCUGAACCCCUACGUGUUGCUCGGCGCCCUCCCUACCCCUGACGAGGUUCUGCCCCAUGACCACCCCUGCUACAUCACCGGGUGGGGCCUCACCGCAACCGGUGGUGAGAUCUCAACCCAGCUGAAGCAGGCCUUCCUGCCCGUGGUUGACCAUGAGACCUGCUCCAGUGGCAGCUGGUGGGGCAGCACUGUGCAGGACACCAUGGUGUGCGCUGGAGGCGGCAGCGACUCUGGGUGCAACGGAGACUCUGGCGGCCCCCUGAACUGUAAGGUUGAGGGCAAGUAUGUGGUCCACGGUGUGGCCAGCUUCGUGUCCUCCCAGGGAUGCAAUACUGAGAUGAAGCCCACUGUCUUCACCCGUGUGUCUGCUUAUCUGGGCUGGAUGGAGGAGAUCAUUGAAUAAAUCAGACGAUAAAAUCCAACCUACCUCAAGACCAGUGAAGUCAUCCUGGUUCCUCCCCCCAAGCAUCUCCAAAUCUAAAUGUGUCUUUGUGAACUAUUUCUCAAUAAACACAGUUAAACCCAGUCUUUCUUCAGUGUUCACUUUCUUCAGUUAUUUGUAAGUCCUUUCUUGGAACAUAUUGCAGAGCUCGUUGAAGAAUGUGCAAUACUCUGGGAAACUAAGCUAAUAUUUCUCAUAAUUUUUUGUUAUU
Messenger RNA from Clupea harengus (Atlantic herring), 1155 nucleotides. Its product is annotated as elastase-1-like. NCBI's taxonomy places the organism in Eukaryota, Metazoa, Chordata, Actinopteri, Clupeiformes, Clupeidae. Gene Ontology annotation, molecular function: serine-type endopeptidase activity. Gene Ontology annotation, biological process: proteolysis. The record is from RefSeq and is a predicted model, not a curated record.